Molecule: messenger RNA, 1332 nt
Organism: Diabrotica virgifera virgifera (western corn rootworm)
Lineage: Eukaryota; Metazoa; Arthropoda; Insecta; Coleoptera; Chrysomelidae
Gene: Ctu2
Product: cytoplasmic tRNA 2-thiolation protein 2
Exons: 6
Coding region: 102-1313 (403 amino acids)
Biological process (GO): tRNA wobble position uridine thiolation
Cellular component (GO): cytosol
Molecular function (GO): tRNA binding; sulfurtransferase activity
Source: RefSeq, a predicted model, not a curated record
UUCGUAAUCUUGAAUCAUGAAUGAAUGUAGGUUAUGGUUUUUUGAAACGUGAAAUUUCAGAGUAUCUUUUGUAAAAUAUAUAAAUAAACGUUACACAAAAAAUGUGUAGCGUUGGUGACGAUGUGUAUGACAAUGAAGCAGAUAAACUUAUGCCAAUCACAAAAACAUCUAAAAUUGCUGAAGUGUGCAUUAAAUGCAGAACUGAAAAGCCAUGCAUUGUUCUAAGAAGUAAAGAUGCCUAUUGUCAGAAUUGUUUUUUAGUUGGAACAGUUCACAAAUUCAAAGCUUCACUGGGAAAAUCUCGCCUAAUCCACCCAAAGGAUAAGAUAUUGGUGUGGCAUCAGAUAGGGCACCCAAGUACGGCGUUGUUGCAUUUUUUAAGAACUGGUUUAGAUUUAAACAACCAAAAGAAGUUGAGAUUUGAACCAAUUAUUUUAUUUGUUGAUGAUCAGUAUCAUGUUAGCCUUGAUGAAAGAAGACAUUUGUUGGAGAAUGCUAAGAAAGAAGCGCAAUCUUUUAUAUUUCCUUUAAACCUCAUAUCUUUUGCUGAUUAUGUUACCCAGCCAAAUAGAUUAAGUGAACUUAUUUGUACAGAAAAUUUACAAAUUUCAGAAGAUGAUAAGAAUAGAUUGGAACAGAUUAUAGAUGGAAAACCUUCAAAGAGCAAUAAAAAUGAUAUUAAAGUUUUGUUGAGGAGACAAAUGUUGAUAGAUUGUGCAAAGCAUUUUAAAUGCAAAUUUAUAUUUACUCCAGAAAUUUCUGUGGACAUAGCAUCUACUUUACUUUCUAAUAUAUCCCUCGGAAGAGGACCUCACAUAUCCAUUGAUACGGGUUUUUGUGAUGAUAGAGACGAUGAUGUUAAAAUUCUCAGACCAUUGAGGCUUUAUGAUAUGAAAGAACUAGCAUUUUACAAUAAAAUAAAUAACUUAGAACCACUCACUGUAAGGCAAUUAAAUGUAAAUCCAUAUUCUUCUGUACACGAUUUAAUGAAGAAGUUUGUCGAAGAUCUGCAAGUCAAUUAUCCAGCCACUGUAACAACUGUUUUAAAAACUGGUGAUAAACUAAGUAUUGACAAAGAUUGGAUAAAUAAUUGUAAUGUAUGUAAGGGACCACUGCCCGUCAUUGAAAAACAACUUACCUCACAGCAAUCAACGAAUUUUUCCCAUUUAGUAUCAACAGAAAUAUCGAAUUAUUCUUUGUCGAGACAAGAGAGGUAUCAAAAUAUGGUUGAUAAAUUUGAUCAGAUGGCUGCCAAAAAUGAAGAUUUAUGUUACGCCUGUUCAAAUAUAACACAAUAUUUACAUAAGAAAUAAAAUUGAUGACGUUUUCUUA